GUCAUUCUUUGGCAGAGGGUAAGAGACAGAACAAAAUGCGAAAUAUAUUGGUUUUGAAAGAAUUGGGAGUGCCUCACAAGUUGUUGUUUUCAUUGCUCAUCUCUAGUUCUCAACCUGUUUAUGGUAAAGAGAAGUUUGAAGGAACACUCAAGAAAGUUGUUGAUAUGGGUUUUGAUCCAGCCAAAGCUAAAUUCGUGGAAGCUUUGCGUGUAGUCUACGAGAUGAGCGACAAAACCAUAGAAGAGAAAGUCAAUGUCUAUAAAAGGUUAGGCUUAAGUGAAGUGGAGAUAUGGGCAAUUUUCAAGAAGUGGCCUUUCUUUUUGAAAUUCUCCGAGAAUAAGAUUAUUCAGACGUUUGAAACACUGAAGAAGUGUGGUCUGGUGAAGGAAGAGGUCCUUUUGGUGUUGAAGACUCGUCCACAAUGCAUACGAGCUUCAGAGAAGAAGAUAUUGGACUCUAUUCAAACAUUUCUAGACUUAGGGUUCAGUAGAGAUGAGUUCAAGUUGAUGGUUAUGCGAUAUCCUAACUGCACUGCGUAUUCUGCAGAGAUGAUGAAGAAGAAGUUUGAGGUUUUGGUGAAGAAAAUGAAUUGGCCACUAGAGGCUGUGGUUUUGUUCCCUGCGGUACUUGGAUACAGCCUGGAGAAGAGGAUUGUGCCGAGGUGUAAUGUAAUCAAAGCUCUCAUGUCAAAGGGAUUGAUUGGAAGUGAAAACCCUCCGAUUUCAUCUGUCUUGGUGUGUACUGAUCACAUAUUCUUGAACAGAUACGUGAUGAAGCACAACAAGCUUGUUCCUAAGCUUAUGGCUAUCUUCACGAGAGAUCGUGUCUCGUAGUUUCGUUUUUAUUUACGAGUGUCUGUAUCUGAAACCCAUUUUUUGUAGUCUCAGUUCGACUUUGGAUCCGAGUGGUUUUUAAUAUACAAUC
This is a messenger RNA of Camelina sativa (false flax), 924 nucleotides long. Lineage: Eukaryota; Viridiplantae; Streptophyta; Magnoliopsida; Brassicales; Brassicaceae. The record is from RefSeq and is a predicted model, not a curated record.